AUGAAAUCAAACAUGAAUACCAAGAUAUUGAAACUUGCAGUUGUAGAAGUAUUGUCACAGAGUGGGUUUGACAAGACCGCCGACCAGGCGUUGAAUGUCCUGACAGACGUUUUGAGAUACUACAUUGAGCAGCUUGGAUGCAGAAUGAAGAGGAGACAUGGAAAAGGAGUCGUUCCCGAAAUGAUGUGCAGGAUUCUUGUUGAAGAGACAUAUGGAGAGUGUGAGUACCAGGUUCCAGAACUUCUAUCUUUCUUGAGAUAUCAGGUGACUGUGAAGAAUUACCUGAGCGAUAGAUAUAAUGUGGGGAGCGAAGAGUCUAUUCUCCACAUUCUCAGAGUUCUCCCAAAGAAUGCACAACUAAGGAUGGUAAUGAGAAGUGGAGGUAACUUGAGGGAGAUGAAUGAGGUUGAGAGGGAAGUAGUUGAAGAUGAUGUAAAGUUUGAUGAAUUUACUAAGGAGUUUGUUAAGUCGAGUUUGCUAGAGGCAGGUGAAAGAGAGGUAAGGGAAUACAGAUUUGAAUCUGCUGAUCUUAUUGGAGGAGAGCCCCAGAAGAGAGUGAGGGUUGGAGAUAUUGAGUUCAACGAGAUUUUAGACCGGAAGCAGAAGGAAGUGGAGUUUCUGCAGGAGCCCAAUACACUUGUAAGGGACUUCGGGGGUUGGAACAGCCGAUAUGUUUUCAAAGGAUAUGAGUGA
This is a messenger RNA of Encephalitozoon romaleae SJ-2008, 693 nucleotides long. RefSeq lists its product as hypothetical. Lineage: Eukaryota; Fungi; Microsporidia; Unikaryonidae. Gene Ontology annotation, molecular function: protein heterodimerization activity. The transcript has a single exon. The record is from RefSeq and is a predicted model, not a curated record. Bases 1 to 693 code for a protein of 230 amino acids.